AUGCUGGAUCGGAAACCUGGCAGAGGGGACCUCCUGGAAAGCCCUGCAGGACCACAUGAACCAGGCCGGAAAGACCACCUGGGUCGAGUGCUUCAGUGGAAAGGGUUCCGGCACCGGCGGCGUGUCCUUCUCAACGGCAGAGGAGGCAGCCAAUGCCAUCACCAUGCUCAACGGGAGCUUGCUGAAUGGCCAGGCCAUCAUGGUGGAUGUGUGGGUGAAGCAGUCCCAGGGUUGAGCGGCGCUCGCGUGAGAGUUCGGUUUUGA
Symbiodinium sp. CCMP2592 is the source of this 264-nucleotide messenger RNA. The record is from the annotation of a GenBank genome assembly. Lineage: Eukaryota; Dinophyceae; Suessiales; Symbiodiniaceae.